GCCAACCACGAGAUGACGAGUUUUUAAAAGCAUGCUUGCCCUAAAACCUAGUAGGUAGGGUAGAUAAAUAAAUCAUACAUACAGUGUAUAGUCACCAGAGGCUUAAGGUAACCUAAAAGCUGGGCUCUGAACUCAGAUAGCUUAUCAUCCACAGAGCUGGUUAGUUACCUCAGGAGGUGCUGGCCAGAAGUAAAAGAAAGGUGUGUAGUCACAGGGCACAGCUAAGGCACAGAGUUUUGAGAGAAGGGCACAUCCUGGAGCUGCAAAUGUGUGAGUGCUGGGUUAGGAGGACGGAUCUUCAGAUGAGACUAAUGUAGAGGGGUCCACAUCAGGUGUUUAAGAUAGAAGUGCUAAUGAAUGGAAGAAAACAUUUUGUUGAAAAGAGAUACAGCGAAUUUCAUGCUUUGCACAAAAAGCUUAAGAAAUGUAUAAAAACUCCAGAAAUCCCUUCUAAACAUGUUAGGAACUGGGUCCCCAAAGUCUUGGAACAGCGACGACAAGGCUUGGAAACAUACUUACAGGCAGAUCAGCUCUUGAGGGGGUCAGAGAAAACAACUCUUCCUGCCAUCCAAGGGGCAACUAGUACAUUCUGGACCAUGGAAUUUUGAAUAUCUGCUUCUAAAACACACCUAAUUCACCAAGAAACUGAGGAAAUAAGACCACUGGUGCUAUUUUUCAAGAUACAGUGAUGAUGAGGCGGACUCAGCCCUGCCCUCUUGGAGCUGGAGUUCAGUGGACAGAAGCCAAGUAAACCUAUCAAGGAAAUAAUUGCUAGCACUCUGAAGGAAACAAAUAAGGGAGCAAGAAAGAGGUUAUCAGAGAGUAAGAAUGAGUGGAAGAGGAGCUCCAGAGGAUGCUGUGAUAGCCUGGUUGUCAGAGUGAGAGUGCAUGUUUAUGUGCUGAUAGGAAUGAUUCAGCAGAGAUGGAAAGGUGAAGAGACAGAUAGGAAAAAGGAACAUGCCUGUCAGGUGUUCCCAGGUACUUCCCUGCCCCCCUUUCCAGGACACGGUUGGAAAAGACUGAGCUUGGCAGCUUGCCACAUACCCCAAGAAAAUUGGUAUUCCAUUAGUAAAGAAGAAGGGAAGACUGGAUCUUGCAUAGAUGCAAAAAGACUGGUGUAAUCUGGAAAACUCCCAGAAAAGGGGGGUGCUUGAUAAUAUUGCCUUAAGUGGGGUGAGAGAACUGUUCAGCUCAUUUGACACCAUGUGGAAGGAACACUUCUUGCAGACCUACAAUUUGAGACCCAUGAUUCUCGCACAUAAACAGCUACUCUCUGUCUUGCAUCUGGUUGACAGACCAUGUGUGCCAACUUGCAUCCAGGAAUGGGAUGAGCAGCGUCAGAACUUCACCACCAGAGUCAUUGGGAGAAAGUAAACACAUACACACACAUGGAUGGAGAGAGGGACAGAGGGAUGGACGGAUGAAUGCAUUGGUAGAUGGGAAAACGCUUAGAGUGAUACGCUAUUUCGAUUCUAUCUCACUAUAUUCUAAGGCUGUCAUUUUAGAAAAUGAAGAACUUCCCAAACUGUUUCUUGAUUUCCUAAAUGUGCGACACUUGCCCUCUCUACCAAAGGCAGAAAGUUGUGGAUCUUUUGAUGAAACAGAGUCUGAAGAGUCAAGCAAACUGUCCCACCAGCCUGUGCUGCUGUUCCUCAGGGAUCCAUAUGUCUUGCCUGCAGCCAGCGAUUUUCCAAAUGUGGUUAUUGAAGGAGUCCUCCAUGGGAUAUUUUACCCUCAUCUACAGCCCAGGUAGAAAUCCUACAUGGCUAAAAGAAGCAGAAGCAAGUUUCGAAGUCACAGUCAAGGAAAUCAAUACCUACCAAUUUAACCUAAACGCUAUGAUAUAUAACAGCUCUAGCUAGUGGUAAAGUGCACAGUCCCAGCUUAAUUCAGGGCAGGGACAUUUCCAUUAGAAUGGUGCUCUUAAAAAUAGAAACUGAACCAGGGCGGUGGUCAGGCUAAGGCCAAGUGUUUAAGAAGUAUAGUGUAGCUGCCAGCGUAGAAACCCAUGAAAAGGAGGCCACAGGAGAUUCCUGGGAGCACUGGGUGUAGCAAAACAAAGCCACUCUCUGCUUCAGUCGCACCAUUUGCUAAUUGAAAAUCAUAUCCUGAAUCAUACUGAGACUGAUCAACUUUGGUAGCUUUUUUGUUCAGAUCUUAUGACACACUACUCUUCUCACCAUGAGAUUUUCUCAGCCAGUGACAGUACAUUCUGAAAUGCUGGCACCAGGAGACGGCCACAGACACACACCGCUAAAUGUGAAGAUGGAACUAAACUGGAAAUUAAAUUAUACUGACAAUAUUAUGGCAUUUUUAAGAUCAUGGCAUUUUAAUUUACAUUAGAGUGGAGUUGCAUCAUACUCAGGGGUUAGCUUCCAAGGUCAGUACAUAGGUAAAAUGGGCUAUUAGGAUGAUCCUUGAAAGCCCUUUAGAAGGGUGCCAUGUUGGAAACCUGUACAUCCACAACAAGUAGCUUUUCCUCCUAUGUUGGAAAAAAAGACUGUUUCUUUGUUUGAAGACCAAGUGAAGUUGUUGGUGUUUGUUUAGGGGCCAUUUUGUUAAAAAAAAAAAAAAAAAAAAAAAGGCACAUAACUUUUAACACUAGAAUCAGCCCUGCAAGAUGCUUGCCCCGCUAGUGGCAGAUGUGAACUGACAAGGAGUGAAGCGCCCACCCAGCGGAUGGACAGCACCCACCUGGGUUUACUCAAGGGUGUGCAUUCAUCGUAGGUGGGAUCACCACAGGAUUUCAUGUUAUUUUCCUUACGGCUUCCUUUUCACUGACCUCAUUUGUUGAGUUAAUGUAAGUUAAAUGUGUUUAUGAUAUAACUCCACUGUACAUCAUACUUUGAGUAGUAAAGGAUAAAAGCAUAUAUACUACCUAUAUGUAUGUGCUGUAUGUGGGCAUUUCAUUGAGAUCUAAUUAAUAGCUAGCCUAUUUAUGGUUAUUCGUUUUAAUAAGUUCUGUGGGAGCAAGGUAUUUAAAAUCAAAACUAAUAACUACAUCAUGGUUUUUGAUUAGGAUCUAAAUAUUCAGGUUUUAAGCCUGCUGCAAACUUUUAAAGAUAUUAUGAUAGAUUCUGUACUACAUGUGGGAAACAAGCAAGAACUAAAUAAUCAAAUGUUGUCAACCAAAAGUAAUAGUUGGGUAUUGGAGAUUUUUUAAAAAUGUUUUUAUGUUAUUAGCUAUUUGGAGUUAAAUAAAAACGGAACAAGGAAA
Molecule: messenger RNA, 3217 nt
Organism: Pan troglodytes (chimpanzee)
Lineage: Eukaryota; Metazoa; Chordata; Mammalia; Primates; Hominidae
Gene: SNX24
Product: sorting nexin 24
Exons: 16
Coding region: 1328-1753 (141 amino acids)
Molecular function (GO): phosphatidylinositol phosphate binding
Source: RefSeq, a predicted model, not a curated record